This is a messenger RNA of Leptopilina boulardi, 2268 nucleotides long. RefSeq lists its product as uncharacterized. The record is from RefSeq and is a predicted model, not a curated record. The coding region runs from base 181 to 2268 and encodes 695 amino acids. NCBI's taxonomy places the organism in Eukaryota, Metazoa, Arthropoda, Insecta, Hymenoptera, Figitidae. The transcript has 3 exons.
AAAAAAAUAAAUAUCCAUAUACCUUUUAGUAAUCAGCAUUUUUAAUUUGUAAGAUCAAAUAAUAACUGAAAUUAAUCAGGUGUUAACUUAUCCGACUCUUUAUAAAUAAAAAAAAAUGAAAAUCCACUUAUUAAAACGUGACAAUUUUUUUUUUUUAUAACUUAUGUGAAAGUUUCUAAAAUGUUAUUUUUAUUGUUAACUUUUUUAUCAGUUUAUGUCUCUAGGACAAUUUCAGAACAGACAGUACAGUGGAAUUCAGACGUAACCACGCGGAUUACUAGGCCAUUAAUUCGUGAAUAUUCAGAACCAUGGACAAGUCAUGAAUUUAAAAAUCAAUUUUUUCAUUAUAAAACUCAUUUCGAUAUAAUUAUUAAACAAGGUACAAGAUUUUCAUUAAAAGUGGAUUCUUCUUCGAUAAUAGAAAUGUUAUAUUUUUAUUGUCUCACCGAUACGCCAACAGGAACAUUUAACAUGAUAAAUUUUGCUGGUGAAACUAAUUCAACAAGAACUUUGAUAGCAAAUUUUAAUUGUGUACCUAUGAUAUCAGUUUCACACAAUAUUCCAAUAGUGAUGACAAUUGAAACAAAAAAUUGGAUACCAUUGCCUAUUUUUGACUCUAAUGAUGUAACACUUGCAACAUCAUUGGAAAUUGAGUCUACAUUUUAUGAAAAUAUACAAAUUUUCGGUUUUAUUGAAAAUUAUUAUACACAAAUGUUGCUGUCUGCAAAUGAUAUUAUUAAUAUAAAAUUAUCAGAUUAUAGUUUAUAUCAAGGUUUACAAAAUCAUAUUGAUGUGGUUGAAUAUUACGAUUAUUUGACUGCUAGCAAAAAUUUUUAUUCUUCAUUAGAUCGAACAAUUUUAUUUAUACGCUCAGAAAAAUGUUAUGAUGAUUCAUGUUCAAAUACGUAUUUUAAUUCCCAUUGGAUAUCAGUUAUUGAUGAAAUAGAAAAUUUUCUAAAACCAACAAAAGAAUCGAGUUGGAUUUUAUUGGAAAAAUUUGCUCACUAUUAUAAUAGAAAAGAAAUUGUUGAUGGUUUUGGAGAAAUAUUUAAUUUGUGGAAUGAUAUUUUUGCUAUUUUGUAUCAACAAAAAUUCCAAACAAAAAAUAAUCUAUCAACAUUUUCGUUUAAUUCGGUAUCGAAUUAUCGCAAAGGUUUUCCAUUUAUAAAAUGGAGUUACGAGGAAAAAUUAAAUUUAUUUAUGUGUUUUUUUGGAUACGAUGGUACUGACACGCUUUUAAGAGAAUUUCGUAUUCGUUACAACAAUAAUUUUAAUAACAUAAUUCCAAUUAUUUUGGAAAUAUUUCUCGAUAUUUACGAUAUUAAUUUAUUACCAUUUUUACAGAAAAUAAUCCCUUUUAAAAAUUAUAAUAUUCCUUUAUUGAGUCCAGAUUUAGAAUUACGAGUCUUAAGUGGACAUUCUGUGAUGCCUGCUGUAGAUUUUAAUAUAAAUCCAACUCAAUUGCAAAUUAGGAGUAAGGAACGAGAUUUAAGAAAAAUUUCCCCUUUAAUGUUAUUGACAAAAGCGAGAAAUAUUUAUUUUUUGGUGAAAUUUGCCAUUGAAUCGCCAAUUGAUCUUACGGGUAGAUGUCUUUAUUUAAAUAAUAAAUGUCAUCAAAUUGAGGGAAAUUUGAUAAAAUUAAAAUUAUUAAACAAUGUUUACUCAAUAUAUAUUGCAGAGGAAAUAGAUAAUAAUUUAUAUGUCAGUGAACUAACGUAUCAUACUAUUUCCAAAAAUAUGUUAAUUCAAGUUAAAAUAGACAAAAUUGAAGAAAAUAAAAUAAUUUUACCCUUCGUGCAUUAUAAUUUUGAUGCACAAGGUAUAAGUGACAUUGUAUUUUUACGAAUGUUUAUUAACUAUAAAGAUAUGACAUUAGCAAUAAAACAAUUAACCGAUCAAAUUCAUGAUUAUUUUAAAGACGAUCUAUAUUUUUCAUUAUCUUUAGAACGAAAUGGUUCUUUAAUUUUUAAAUAUGAAUUUUUUGGCGCAUCAUCGCAAAAUAAACAAUCGCUUAUUAAUGUCGUGCAUAAAUUUAAAAUAAAUGAUAAAAUUAAUAUUUAUCAUCGAGAACCGCAUCGUUUGCAAAUUAAUAUACCAGAUUAUAAUAAUGAAUCACCUACAAAUAUUUUUGUUUUUACAAAUGUUGGUUUACACAAUGUUGCUGAUGGAAAUGACUUUAAAUUUAUUUCCGCGGAUAUUAAGAGAAUUGAUAAAUUUAUGAAAAAUUACUCUGUUGAUUUAAGUUAUAAUCCUUACACUAAAUUAUAA